Amyelois transitella is the source of this 512-nucleotide messenger RNA. RefSeq lists its product as uncharacterized. Bases 18 to 512 code for a protein of 164 amino acids. The record is from RefSeq and is a predicted model, not a curated record. The transcript has 2 exons. NCBI's taxonomy places the organism in Eukaryota, Metazoa, Arthropoda, Insecta, Lepidoptera, Pyralidae.
AAAAAAACUGAAAUAAAAUGCGUACUUUCGCCUUAGUAUCGUUCGCUGUUAUCUUAUUGGUCAAGAACACAGAAGCGAUGAUACCAGCGUACUCCGUCUCCGCAUUACGUUUGGCCUUCGACGAAAUCGCCACAGUACUACCAAUAGCGAACCAACUCGCCUGUCUGCUCCUACCAUUUCUAAUUAACCUCAUAAACAACCUCAACAACCUGUCCAACAUCGUGCAGAACCUCACGCCGGCAUUAUUACCGUAUUUCGGAUGCACCCUACCUUUGCUAUACGCGACACUGACAGAUUUAGCAUCUGUGUUAUUCCUCUACAUCAGCGUUCUGAUUUCGCUGUUCCGAUCGAAUGUUUUAGCAGCUCCUGGGCUUUUGAUGGGACUCGUGUCACAAGUGCUGAAUCUUGUGCUCAGUCUACUGACAGGACUGUCAGAUGGUACUGGUUUGCUGAGCGGACUCAUCAAACUAAUCACGAAUGUCUUGGUGGAGUUGGAGAAACUUCUUCUGUAG